UUGGCUAUACAUUUUCACUUUCUUUUUAUUCGGCACUGUAUUCUAAAUUGUUUUUCAAAUUUUUUCAAUUGGAACUGGGCCAUUUCUGGCGGUCGUGGGAGGACAAUGCCGAGCCUUGUUAACAUGGAAGUGGAGCUGGCGGUCAAGGGCUUCCUGAUCGACCAGGAGAAGAUGGCCGAGGUGGUGGAGCGCAUGACCAAGGAGCUGAAGAUGGGCCUGGCCAAGGACACGCAUCCGCGGGCAGUGAUCAAGUGCUUCGUCACCUAUGUGCAGGAUCUGCCCACUGGCAAGGAGCGGGGAAAGUACUUGGCCGUGGAUCUGGGUGGCACCAAUUUUCGGGUGCUCCUGGUGACCCUUGUAAGCCAAUCGGACAUACAGAUCACAUCGAAGAGCUAUGAUUUCCCCACCACCCUGAUGACGGGAACGGGCAAGGCACUAUUCGACUUUCUGGCCGAUUGUCUGGCGGCAUUCUGCAAGGAAAACGGUGUGGAGAACGAUAACCUGCCACUGGGCUUUACCUUCUCGUUUCCCCUCCAGCAACAGGGUCUUUCGAAGGGCAUCCUGGUGGCCUGGACCAAAGGAUUCAGCUGCGAAGGCGUGGUGGGCAAGAAUGUGGUACAACUUCUCCAAGACGCCAUCGAGCGAAGGGGUGAUGUAAAGAUCAACACGGUGGCGGUACUAAAUGAUACUGUGGGCACCCUCAUGUCCUGCGCCUUCAACCAUCCCAAUUGCCGGAUAGGUUUGAUUGUGGGAACCGGCAGUAAUGCCUGCUAUGUGGAGAAGACCGUUAAUGCCGAGUGUUUCGAGGGAUAUCAGACCAGUCCCAAGCCAUCCAUGGUCAUCAACUGCGAGUGGGGAGCCUUCGGGGACAAUGGUGUGCUGGAGUUCGUGCGAACUGCCUACGACAAGGUGGUGGACAAGGUUACCCCGAAUCCCGGCAAGCAGACCUUCGAGAAGUUCAUCUCGGGCAUGUACAUGGGUGAACUGGUGCGCCUGGUCGUGGUGGAAAUGAUUGGCAGGGGCGUGAUGUUCGUCGGAGACAGUUCGCAAAAGAUCCAGCAGCGGUGGAGCUUCAAGAGCUCAUAUAUAUCCGAUAUCGAAAGCGAUGGACCUGGGGAAUAUCGCUCCUGCAACAAAGUGCUCUACGAACUGGGCAUCAUCGGUAGCCAGGAAGCGGACAAGGAGGCCCUGCGGUUCAUCUGCGAGGCGGUCUCCUCGAGAUCUGCCAAGAUGUGUGCCUGCGGACUGGUCACGAUCAUCAACAAGAUGAACAUCAACGAGGUGGUCAUCGGCAUCGACGGCAGCGUGUAUCGCCACCACCCCAAGUACCACGACAUGCUCCAGUUCCACAUGCGGAAGCUCCUCAAGCCGGGCGUCAAAUUCGAACUGGUUGUUUCGGAGGACGGUUCCGGCAGAGGAGCUGCUUUGGUGGCCGCCACGGCUGCCCACAGCAAUCCCAAAAUGUAAAUUUAAGGUCUAUGCAGUU
Messenger RNA from Drosophila subpulchrella, 1486 nucleotides. RefSeq names its product hexokinase type 2 (gene Hex-t2). The coding region runs from base 106 to 1467 and encodes 453 amino acids. Gene Ontology annotation, molecular function: ATP binding; glucokinase activity; fructokinase activity. The transcript is spliced from 2 exons. Gene Ontology annotation, biological process: glucose 6-phosphate metabolic process; intracellular glucose homeostasis; glycolytic process. Gene Ontology annotation, cellular component: mitochondrion; cytosol. The record is from RefSeq and is a predicted model, not a curated record. NCBI's taxonomy places the organism in Eukaryota, Metazoa, Arthropoda, Insecta, Diptera, Drosophilidae.